AUGGAAAACACUGUGAGAGACUUUUGGAAAAUGAUGGUAGAUUAUAAAGUGUCUACUAUUGUCAUGCUGUGUGGAGAUGAAGAUUGCUGCUAUCAAUAUUGGACUGGCUCAAAGACACAUGGUGAAUUUUCUGUGGAAGUCAAUAAUGAAAGGAGUGCAAAUGGUUAUACAGAAAGAAAUCUUAAAUUAUCCUUUGAUAAAGAGACCAGAAGUGUAUUACAAUUUCAAGUGACAGAUUGGCCUCAAGAUGGAGUUGUUAGAAAAGCUGGUACCAUUCUACAAGUAAUUAAUGAUGUUAGAAACAGACAAAAGAGAGGACCAGUAGUGGUACAUUGUAGUGAUACAGUGAGUCGUUCAGGAGUCUAUUGUUCAGUGAGUAUUGCUUUAGAGCAGUGUAUAAAAGAAGGUGUAGUGGAUGUAUUUCAAGUAACUAAAACUGUCAGAAGAAGUAAACCAGGAGCUGUCACUACACAGGAGCAGUAUGAUUCUAUAUAUGACAUCAUUGACUUGUAUGUUCAAACUACAAACAAAUAG
Messenger RNA from Amphimedon queenslandica, 534 nucleotides. RefSeq names its product receptor-type tyrosine-protein phosphatase alpha-like. The transcript has 4 exons. The coding region runs from base 1 to 534 and encodes 177 amino acids. NCBI's taxonomy places the organism in Eukaryota, Metazoa, Porifera, Demospongiae, Haplosclerida, Niphatidae. Gene Ontology annotation, biological process: protein dephosphorylation; motor neuron axon guidance. Gene Ontology annotation, molecular function: protein tyrosine phosphatase activity. The record is from RefSeq and is a predicted model, not a curated record.